UACCAUCGACAACAUAAUACAGAUAAAAUGAAGCAAACGUCAGUUAUCUCCCUCGUCCUCUUUUCUCUGCUUGCUACCUUAUCCAUAUCAUCCAUCGAUGCUCUUAGCAAUAUGAAGGCAACUAUGACGAUCAACGGCUUCCAGGAGGGCGAAAGUGGUGGAGGUCCGGCUGAAUGUGACGGAAAGUACCAUUCAGAUAAMACACUCAUUGUGGCAUUGUCCACCCAAUGGUACAAUGAUGGAAAAAGGUGCUUUAAAUCCAUCAAUAUCAACUACAAGGGUAAAAGCGUAAAAGCGAAAGUGGUUGACGAGUGUGACUCAAAUCAUGGGUGUAAAAAUAAUAUCGUGGACGCGUCUGAAGCUGUGUGGAAAGCCCUUCAGGUGCCUAAGAAAGAAUGGGGUGAAACUCAAGUUACGUGGUCAGAUGCAUGAUCGUACUUGAAGCCAAUUCAACAAUGCAUACACAU
Molecule: messenger RNA, 467 nt
Organism: Cynara cardunculus var. scolymus (artichoke)
Lineage: Eukaryota; Viridiplantae; Streptophyta; Magnoliopsida; Asterales; Asteraceae
Product: putative ripening-related protein 2
Exons: 1
Coding region: 28-432 (134 amino acids)
Source: RefSeq, a predicted model, not a curated record